Molecule: messenger RNA, 475 nt
Organism: Staurois parvus
Lineage: Eukaryota; Metazoa; Chordata; Amphibia; Anura; Ranidae
Source: the annotation of a GenBank genome assembly
AUGCGCCCCUGUACCGCCUCCUCAUGCUGCUGCCAGGCCUGUAAUCUGCCAUGGGCCCCCGUACCGACUCCUCAUGCUGCUGCCAGGCCCGUAAUCUGCCAUGGGCCCCUGUACCGCCUCCUCAUGCUGCUGCCAGGUCCAGAGUGUGUCAUGGGUCCCUGUACGGCCUCCCAUUGCUGCUGUCUCUAUCGCCACACUCUGCCAUGUGCCACUUUCAGGUCUCCUCACACUGCUGGUGGUUUCCAUUUUUGUCAUAGGGUGCUGUAUGGCCUCCCAUUGCUGCUGCCUCCACCGCCACACUGUGGCUCCACACUCUGGUUUUGGCCCCGUGACUGGCCAAAUGAGUGAAGUGUGCGGUGAUUCUAAGAUCGACGGCACUCAUCUGCAUGUCAUACUGACUGACAGUAUUAUUUCUCUUCCCCAGCAGACUCCAAGGGCAUUUAAAUUAAAGGUACAGUGUUCAGCACUAAUAUUA